AUUAUACCUCCCUGUUCCGUCCGAUCCAGAGACGUGUAUAUAUUUUAAACUGAGAGUGAUAUUCUGCCUGCAUACACUUUCAUACUUUCUUGUCGUUUCCCCUCAACAUGGCUUCAAUCGCACCUUCUCAGAACGGAGCAGCCACACCAGCUGUACCAGUGCCAGUUUGGCGCCCUCAACAGCAACCGUCAAAAAUUCCAAUAAACAAAUACCGAGCUCAUAUCAAUAACAAAUUUAACACGCAGCUCCGCGAUUCCCAUGAGCUACAAAAAUGGAGUGUUACGCAGCCGCAUGAUUUCUGGAUUGACCUCUGGUCCUAUGUCGGCCUAGUACCUGAUCUCCCUCCCGGAACAUCGCGAGCGUACAAUCCAGAGAUUUCUAUGACAGAUGUUCCACCGUUUUUCGAGAAUGCAACUAUUAACUACGCUGAAAAUGUUCUCACCCAGCCAGAUGUCAAGCCGGAGUCCAUUGCUCUUAUUGGGCUUCGCGAAGGAAAUAGCCUCGACGGAGAGAAAUGGUCAUGGGCGACACUGAGAGAAAAUGUGCGAAAGGUUAGGAGUGGCUUGCUACGAAGCGGGAUCAAGGAGGGCGACAGAGUGGCGGCUUUGAUAUCCACGUCUACUUGGUCGAUUGUUGUGUUCCUAGCUGCUGCCAGCAUAGGGGCCGUCUUCACGUCGAUAGCCCCAGACUUAGGAGUCGAGGGCUGCAUAUCCAGACUGCGACAAGUGACCCCAUCCAUCUUGUUUGCAGAUAGCCACGUCACAUAUAAAGGCAAGCAAAAAUCUAAUGGUGCCAAAAUCUCGAAUAUCGUGGACAAACUCGCAAUUAAGACAGAAGUCGUUCUCAUUCCUACCGCAAGGGUCGAGCAGACCAAUUUUUCAACACUGGACCAUUUUCUCUCUCGGUCAAAAUUGUCCGACAAGCUUCAAUUCGCCCGAGUCUCAUUUUCGGCUCCUCUCUACAUCUUGUACUCCAGUGGAACUUCAGGGCCGCCCAAGUGCUUAGUUCACCAGCAUGGAGUUAUUAUGCAGCACAAAAAAAUAGCAAAGCUGCAUAACUCUCUCAAGCCAGGAGAAGUUGUGUUCCAAUAUUCUAGCACGUCAUGGGUCCUUUGGAAUAUCAUGGUUGGGCAUUUAUCUGCAGGAACUACUCUUGUAUUAUACGACGGAUCUCCUACCUGGCCAAAUCCUCAACAAAUGCUGAAAAUCAUCGAGCAACAUAAGGUUUCUUACUGGGGGGCAUCGCCAAAAUAUCUCCAGGCACUAGAAUCAACCCGAUGCGUACCAAAAGAGGAGUACGAUCUCUCGUCACUAAGAAUGGUCCAGUCAGGUGGAGCUCAUUUAGCAGCGGAACAAUAUCACUGGUUUUAUCGUGCAUUCCCUGCAGACAUCCACUUGACCAGCGUUACUGGCGGAACAGAUAUCGUAACAUCAUGGAUAUGCACUGAUCCUGCUGGCCCAUUAUAUGCAGGAGAAAUUCAGCUCAUAGCUCUAGGCCUCGAUAUCGACAUUGCGGAUUCUGUGACUGGAGAGUCAAUCAGAGGUACGGGCGAAUCUGGGGAGAUGAUAUGUCGGCAACCUUUUCCGUCUAUGCCAGUUUUUAUGUGGGGAGAUGAAGGCAAUGUCAAGUACAAAGAAGCAUAUUUCGACAGAUUCGACUUUCCCUGUUGGACGCAGCAUGACUGGGCCAGCUUCAAUCCAUUAACUGGCGGCGCCACAGUGCAUGGUCGGAGUGAUGGGGUUCUAAAUCCGCAAGGCAUUCGAUUUGGAUCUUCAGAGAUUUACUCAAUCACAGAAGCACCCCCAUUCAUAUAUACCAUCGCAGCAACCUUGUGCAUCGGAAGGAGACGGAAGGGCAAAGACUCCGACGAGUCUGUAUUCCUCUUUGUGGUCAUGCGAUCUGGUGAGAACCUCACCGAUAAGCUACUGGGACAACUCAAGACUGCCAUUCGAACGAGUUUAAGUGCCAGGCAUGUCCCUAGAUACAUCAUACAGGUGGACGAUAUCCCAAUGACGAUGAACGGAAAGAAGAUUGAAACUCUUGUGAAGCAGAUUAUCUGUAGCGGCGAAAUGCCAAAGCAAGUAAGUAGCACGGUGGCCAAUCCCGAGUGUCUCGAUAAAUUCAUAAAGUUUUACUCGGUGGAAGAGAGAAUGUCGAAGCUGUAA
Pseudogymnoascus verrucosus is the source of this 2165-nucleotide messenger RNA. RefSeq lists its product as uncharacterized. Gene Ontology annotation, biological process: lipid metabolic process. Gene Ontology annotation, molecular function: acetoacetate-CoA ligase activity. Bases 108 to 2165 code for a protein of 685 amino acids. The transcript has 3 exons. NCBI's taxonomy places the organism in Eukaryota, Fungi, Ascomycota, Leotiomycetes, Thelebolales, Thelebolaceae. The record is from RefSeq and is a predicted model, not a curated record. Gene Ontology annotation, cellular component: cytosol.